Messenger RNA from Sabethes cyaneus, 1110 nucleotides. RefSeq lists its product as uncharacterized. Gene Ontology annotation, biological process: DNA integration. Gene Ontology annotation, molecular function: nucleic acid binding. The coding region runs from base 1 to 1110 and encodes 369 amino acids. The transcript has a single exon. The record is from RefSeq and is a predicted model, not a curated record. NCBI's taxonomy places the organism in Eukaryota, Metazoa, Arthropoda, Insecta, Diptera, Culicidae.
AUGAGGCAGAAAUAUCAAAUUUCGUCAUUGCGGCGCGUCAUUAAACAAGUUUCCCAAAACUGUCAGUACUGUCACGUCUACAAGGCUGUGCCUAAGUACCCGAUGAUGGCACCGUUGCCAACAGAAAGGCUUACGCCCUUCAUUAAACCGUUUACACACACAGGGAUUGACUAUUUCGGACCAAUCCUGGUUAAACAAGGGCGCAGCCUGGUGAAACGCUGGAUAGUCUUAUUUACAUGCCUGACAAUACGUGCGGUGCACUUGGAAGUUGCCUAUAGUUUGUCGGCACACUCUUGUAUCCUUGCUAUCAGGAGAUUUGUUGCUCGUCGAGGCGCUCCUCAGUCAUUCAUGUCCGACAACGGGACUAACUUCGCAGGGGCGAGCAACAUUUUAGAAGCGCAGUUAAAGAAAAUUGGCGAAGAAUGUGCGGUGACAUUUACUAAUGCUCAAACUUCUUGGCAUUUCAACCCACCGUCUGCACCACACAUGGGAGGUUCGUGGGAGCGGCUAGUGCGAUCCGUAAAGACAGCGAUGAAGGCAAUGGCAGAUCAUCCGCAUCAUCCUAGUGACGAAAUUUUGGAGACAGUAGCAUUAGAAGCGGAAUCGAUCGUCAAUAGCAGACCUCUAACUUAUAUUCCCCUAGAUACCGAACAACAAGAGGCUCUAACACCAAAUCACUUCCUUCUAUACGGAUCACAAGGAAUCAAGCAACCAAUAAGUCACUUGGAGUAUGAAGGAGGUACCCUUCGAGAUAGCUGGAAAUUGGCGCAAUGCCUGAUAGAUCUGUUUUGGGAAAGAUGGGUAAAGGAGUAUAUUCCUACGAUCACUAGACGUACGAAGUGGUUUCAUCCAGUGAAGCCGCUCGAGCCUGGAGAUUUGGUCGUGGUGGUAGACGACACUCGGAGGAACGGGUGGGCUAGAGGACGAGUCAUAGAAGCGGUGAAAGGUGCAGACGGCCAAGUCCGGCUGGUUCAAGUCAAGGAUGGGUUACUAUGGCGACCUGCUGUUAAACUGGCUUUGCUGGAAGUACAUGCAGAUAAGAACGAAGGAACGAGCCAGAUGACUGACCUAGUUCCCGAAACCACACGGGUGGGGGGAUGUUCACAGUAA